UACUCUUAGCAACCAUACUUGACAACGCAACGGCUUCCUUGGCCGACCUACAAAGCUGGUUCAUCUUGCUGGAAAAUAUGUUGAAAAUGCCAAGAAAUUCAUUAAUUUUUCGCCAUAGGAUUUAAUGAAUGAACAUGUGACUUGCCAUAGGUCACCAAGUUAUUUUGUGCUGGUAGCAAUGUCAAGGAAAGUCACUUUUUUAUCAACUCAACAAACCAACUGGCAACAAAAUAUGUAGCAGUCUAGUGAAGCAAGAGUCAACAGCAAACUGCAAUCCAGUAAUUCAGCUUCAAGAAACAUCAAGGAAAAUAUUUUUAACAAGACAAGCAUAAGUACUGAUUUAUUUAUUUUGUAAGCAAAGGAAUAUCUCGCAACAUGCCCCCAAAGAAGAAGGGAGGAAAGAAGAAAGGGAAGAAGAGCGGGAAGAAGAGUGGAAAGAAAUCAGCGAGGGCGUCGUCUGCACCAGACGGAGGGAACCUGAGUGAAGUUGGCAAAGAAUUCUUUCUGAUUCAGAUCCGAGAUUUAGAGAGGAGGCUUAUCAGGUACCAGCAAAAAUGUGACGAACUUGAGGUGGCCAAUGGCGAAUUCAAAUCCCGCUAUGACCAGAUGGGGACGGACAAGAAGGAGAUUGUUGCCUUCUUGAAGAAGCAGCUUGAGCAGCGUCAGGAUGAGAUCGCAGACCUCAACGAUCGUCUGGUGGGUCUCCAGCAGGCCAAGGAUACUGAGAAGGAUGCCUACGAGGCCCAGCUUGCCCAGCUACGCAAUGAGUUCCAGGAGACCAAGGACCAGCUGACUUCGGAGAACAUGAUCCUCAGUGGGAAAUUGGCUGCACUUGAAGAGUUCAAAGUUCAAAAAGAAGAUUUAAACAAAAAGUUUGAGCAGAUGGAAGAGGACUUGAAAUCCCAAGCCGAUGGUCACAAGGAUGAAAUCUAUAAGCUUGAGAAGAAGCAAGUUGUGGACAAGGACAGACUAAAACGUGAGAUGGUGCUUCGCGUCAAUCAGGUCGCCGCCGAGUUCCGCAAGGUCUCCAACAAGCAGAUGGCCGACACCACCAAGCGUACCAUCCGUGAGAACGUGAGCAUCCACGCCCAGCUGGCCAAGAUGUCCGACAAGACCAUGGAGUUGAUCGAGGAGAACGAGGAGAUGAGGGCCAAGGAGAAGAAGCAGAGGCAGCAGAUAGAGAUGCUGGAAACCAACGAGAAGGAACUGGCCAAGAAGAAUCAUAGUAAUCAGAAGGUCAUCAGAAUGCUGACAGAGAAAGCCAAACAGCAGGAGGACGUCAUCGCCGACCUGGAGGAGAGGGAGAAGGAGUACCAGGAGCUGGAGGCAGAGAUGGGUCUCCUUCGGCAGCAGGCUGACUCCUCCAGGGAGGAGCUCCAGAGCAUGGGCAGGGAGUCGGAGCAGCUGAUGGAGCGGAUAGAGCUCCUGGAGAAGGAGGCCGCUCAGAUGGCUGACAUCAAGGUCAAGCUGGAGAGGAUUCUUGCAGAGGCUGCCUACUCGCUACACAGGAUACUCAUGCGCAACCCUGACAAGGAGAGCUCUACUGGUCCGAUGAGCCUUGAGGAAGUGGAACAGAGAGACAACAUGCUUGAACAUCUCCUUGUGAUCCUCAACAGUGCCGCAGCCAUCGGCGUUGGUCCAGCCCCAGAGUCUUUCAUACCUCAGGAAGAGCAAGUCUACAGGACCAAGAGCCGAGAGGCCAUGUACCCUGGCUCUGGCAAGGGACUUAAACGAGGGCUGGCCCCACUCUCCCCCAUUGCCAAGGGAGUGUCCACCCUACCCCACUACAAGAUGGGCGACCUGGGUCUGGUGCCCCGCCCCAAACCCUCCUCAUUCCCAUCGGACAAGACCAGACAGCUCUCGGCCACCAGCCGUCUGAACAGGCUACAAGGGGUCAAGUCAAGGUCUGUGGGGAUCCAGACUACCAGCUCAGCUAAGCCUUUGUUCAGACCCGACCAACUCCUGGGAACGGAUGCUUCAUUCGCUAAAUCCGCUCUGGUACAAGAACUGGCCGUCACGCAUAAACAGCGCUCUCUGGCACCAGUCAUGGCGCCAGGGAAGGCCGUUCGAUGAUCGUCAUCGAGUCUUCUUCUUUCACCUUUGAAGCAGCUUUGUAAAAGCGAGUCUUAGACAUUCUCUGAAAGGAACUUUAUUGUGCAACUUGUUGGAAACAGUGUUAACUUAUAAUCAUGAAUGGAUAUCACGCAGAUAUAAUGGACUGCACAUAUUUACAAGAAUUUAUGACACAUCCACCUACACAAGUGUUUAUAUGAUGGAAGCACUCAAUGGUUAAAUUGUAACUAAAAGAUAAACUGUGUGUUUUAAUCAUACAUGCACACACACACAUUCGUCCGCUCUGUAUGCAAUAUAAACAAUCACCAUUACAAUAUUAUGAUUGCCUGUGCAUGUGGAAGUCAAUUCAGUGUCUUAUUUUUUUAAAUGUAAAUCAGUAUGGAAUUAUUAAGUUUAAUUCACAUUGAUCACCAAUUGAUAUUAUACUUGAUUAAUUUUUUUCAUCAUAAAAUGAGAAGCAAGUUAGUACAGUGGGAUAAUUAAAGGUCAAGUACACCCCAGAAAAAUGUUGAUUUGAAUAAAUACAGAAAAUAAAACUAGCAUAAUGCUGGAAAUUUGAUCGAAAUUGGAUGUAAAAUAAGAAUGUUUCGCUUAUUUUUCACAAAACAGUUAUAUGCACAACUCAGUGGUAUGCAAAUAAGAGAGACGAUGAUGUACUUCACUCACUAUUUCUUUUGUUUUUCAUUGUUUGAAUUAUACAAUAUUUCAAUUUUUACCAAUUUGACAUCAAGGAC
Molecule: messenger RNA, 2807 nt
Organism: Lytechinus variegatus (green sea urchin)
Lineage: Eukaryota; Metazoa; Echinodermata; Echinoidea; Temnopleuroida; Toxopneustidae
Gene: cfap157
Product: cilia- and flagella-associated protein 157-like
Exons: 9
Coding region: 376-2073 (565 amino acids)
Cellular component (GO): cilium; ciliary basal body
Molecular function (GO): microtubule binding
Source: RefSeq, a predicted model, not a curated record